AUGGCAACACGGUGGAUCUUAAUGGCAUGUACUGUCUUACUUGCGCUGAUUUUUAGUCUCUUAAUUUAUCACAACUGCAUCAAAAACAACCAAACAAACAGCAUCAAAAAUGAACCAGACGACAUCCAAGGAAAAGGUUCUCUCGGCGAAUCAGACGACAGAAGUAAUGAUGCUCGAAGACCUGUUAUGAAAUCGGUUAUCUCACAGGGGGAAAAUAGCACCGUGUGGCGCGGCUUCUUCAAUGGAAAGUGCGUAGCACUUAAGUACUUUUCACGAAGUGAGGGAUCAUUGUGGCAGAACGAGUGCUAUAUUUAUUCCAUGUUAACUCCUGGACAUGAAAAUAUCUUAAAGUUCAUAGCAGCGAGUGAUUCUAAUGACAAUCUUAAUCAAUUUUGGCUAGCCACGAGUUUUUAUGACCAAGGUUCUUUACAAGAUUAUCUUACUGCGCACACUCUUACGUGGGAUAGACUGCUGACCAUGGCUAAAUGUAUAACAGCGGGCCUAAGCUUUCUGCAUAGUGAAUGGCAACUUGAUGGAAAGCCUAAACCUGCAAUUGCUCAUCAAGAUCUUAAGAGUAAGAACAUCUUGGUAGGAAAUGAUGGCACUUGUGUGCUGGCUGACUUUGGCUUAUCGAUGGAUCUAUCGCAAGGCUACCUAUCACAAGUCCACAGGAAUGGACAAGUUGGAACUUAUCGUUACAUGGCACCCGAAAAGCUUGAAGCAAGAAUCGACGUGGAGAAUCCGGAGUCAUUCAAGCAGAUCGAUGUUUAUUCUUUAGCACUUGUUUUAUGGGAACUACUUUCUCGAUGUCACAUAACAGACGAACCAGAGAACACUGACAACAUCUGCACAAAUUUUACUUUGCCCUUUGAAGAUGUUGUUGGAUGCAGUCCAACACUCGAGCAAAUGACAAAAUCUGUCGUCGUUAAUGGCUGCCGACCGUCUCUUCCUAGUGGAUUGUCUAGUCAUCAAUCAAAGAAUGAGGUAACGUGUGUGUGGACAACGAUCAAGGAGUGCUGGGAUAAUGAUCCUGAAGCACGGCUAACAGCUGCAUGCAUUAACACGAGAUUGAUAUCACUUGUCAGCUGA
Messenger RNA from Actinia tenebrosa (Australian red waratah sea anemone), 1089 nucleotides. Its product is annotated as TGF-beta receptor type-2-like. Gene Ontology annotation, cellular component: plasma membrane; signaling receptor complex. The record is from RefSeq and is a predicted model, not a curated record. Lineage: Eukaryota; Metazoa; Cnidaria; Anthozoa; Actiniaria; Actiniidae. Gene Ontology annotation, biological process: cell surface receptor protein serine/threonine kinase signaling pathway; cellular response to growth factor stimulus; protein phosphorylation. Gene Ontology annotation, molecular function: ATP binding; transmembrane receptor protein serine/threonine kinase activity.